This is a messenger RNA of Schistocerca cancellata (South American locust), 2868 nucleotides long. RefSeq names its product innexin inx3-like. The transcript has 7 exons. The record is from RefSeq and is a predicted model, not a curated record. Gene Ontology annotation, cellular component: plasma membrane; gap junction. Lineage: Eukaryota; Metazoa; Arthropoda; Insecta; Orthoptera; Acrididae. The coding region runs from base 151 to 1308 and encodes 385 amino acids. Gene Ontology annotation, biological process: phototransduction. Gene Ontology annotation, molecular function: gap junction channel activity.
CCGACAGCGAAGGACACGUGCUGCACCGCUCCUGGACUCUCCUGCAGGUACAUCGCGCCGGCCCACCCGCGAUCUCUGCAGUUUUGGAUUAUCUUGUGCUCUAAGUGACCGACGAAGAAAAGCUGUUGUGUUGUAGCUGAACAGACCAUCAUGUCUCUCUUGAAAAUUGCAUCAUCAGUUGCAAAAUUUGUCAAAGUCAGAGUCUGGGACAAGGAAGUAAUAGAUACCUUUGACUUCAGACUUCAUUAUCGAUUCACGAGUGCUUUUUUGUUUCUCGCAAGUAUAUUGUGCACAGCAACAAGUUUCCUUGGUGAUCCAAUAACUUGUAUUGUUGAUAAUGAAAAGAUAAAAAAGGCUGUUACAACAUACUGCUGGAUUACAUCAACAUUUACUGUGCCAAGAUUAAAAGGUGGAAGACCUGGUGUGGAUGUAGCUGCACAUAAUGUAGGACCAUAUUUGGCAUAUGAAGAGAGUGUUGUGCACCAUAACUACUACCAGUGGGUCCCAUUUGUACUGGUAUUCCAGGGUCUGAUGUUUUAUGCACCUCACUGGCUGUGGAAGAAGUGGGAAGGAGGCCUUAUUUGCAAUAUUAGUGAAGGGCUGAGAGGUCCUAAGAUGGAUGACAAUGAGGAGACAAGGAAAAAAAUGGAGCGUGUUACUCUAUACUUCACAUCAUCGUGGAGAAUGCACGCAAUGUACGGUGCAUGUUAUACCUUUUGUGUCGCUCUCAACGUAAUAAAUACAUUUGGAAACAUAUUUCUAAUCAACAAGUUCCUGGGUGGGACAUUUCUUGAGUAUGGAACCAAAGUUCUGCAACUUCCGGACCAAGAAUUUCGAACUGAUCCAAUGGCUGAUGUAUUCCCAAAAGUUACAAAAUGCACAUUUCAUAAAUAUGGUCCUUCAGGGGGGAUACAGGUACUUGAUGUUAUGUGUGUACUUGCACUCAAUAUUCUCAAUGAGAAGAUAUACAUCUUCCUGUGGUUUUGGUUAAUAAUAUUGGCAGUUAUAUCGAGCUUGGGCCUAUUGUACACAUUAGCAAUUAUGCUGUUUCCAAAAGCCAGAGAAAUUGUUUUUAAACGAGGUUUCAAAAUUUCAAGAACAGCUACGAAAUCAAUAGCCACAAAACUCUCUGCUGGAGACUUUUUAGUAUUACAUUUUUUGGGCCAAAGUAUUAGAGCUGCAUCAUUUACUGAACUGCUAAAUCAGUUAUCUGCAAACUUAAGUGACAAACGUUCACACGGAAAUCAAACACCUCCAUUAAUCGAAAUGUCGCCUCUGUAUCCUCAUUUACCAAAAACUGCAGCCUGAGUUACUGGGCUGUGGAACCUGUGAUAUCAUGACUGAUUUGAGAGAAGGGAGUGAGGUGGACAAGAGAUAGAAAUCGCUGCAUUUGUAAUUGUGACACAUCAAUUUUAAAACAGUUUAGUGCAAAUUGAGUAUUAUGAAUUUUCAGUGUUCGUGCUUCAGUUGUUUGUGUGGUGAUGAAUGAACUGUAUCAGUACCUGGAGCAGCCAAAAGUGACUGAAAGAGUAUUAAAAUGAUCUUAUUGUGCAUAAGUAGCACAUACUUUUAAGAUUCAUUUUUGAAUAUUUAUGUGGUAUUCACAUGCUGUGAUAAUUUGUGCCAUUUACAAUGUAUUUAUAAGGAUCUUGCCAUUUAUUUUGGUACUUUUUAUGAUGUAUUUGUAAAUGUUUUUGUAAUUUAUUACAGAUUGUACACAUAAUCAUUAAAAUAUUUUUGUAAGGAUUUCAAAGUGUUGUAUUACCAGUAUCUCAGUGAUUCAUGUUUGUAAAACCCACAACAAAAAUCAUCUUAAUAAAGGGUAUGAAAUGAAUUCUGGCACAUAUUAACAAAGUGAAGCAGCGUGAUGCAUUAUUUUGCUCUAGUCUUUGAAUAAAAUGAUAGAAUUUGUGAGAACUGAUUUAGUGUGGAGCAAUGGUCAUUGUUGAUGGUGGUGGGCAUUCUUCUUACUGCAUCUUAUACACAUUUAAAAAGAAUGCAAUGGUUUAAAAAUAAAAUUGGCUCCUGAAUCUACGCGCCAUAGUAAUUUUACACCAUCAUCAAUUCUGUGGGGCCUGUUUCUGACAGAAGAUUCACAGUUUGGAGACCAUGGCCAAAUCAUAGAUAGUUUGUGCUUGCUCAGAAUGAUCUCGAGCCACUGUUAAAUUAUCUGCAAAUAACAUCCGUGAUGGGCUUUGCUUAUUGCAGAACGAAAUCAGUGGCUGAACAUACACUGCAAUUGGUACAUUGCACCUCUCUAUCAUGAUCUUUUCAGUUCGCAGUGCCAACUGGCAUUUGUGAAACAAAUAAUGAAAAAAUCAUAAAUCAUUUACCCCUUCAGAAAUACAUUUCCUUUUAAAUGAAACACAAAUGUAACUCAUUUUUUAACUUAUUUAUUUAUAAAUCAAAACUAAGUCUAUUAGUUAGUGAGUGGGUGGGUGGGUGAGUGAGUGCCCACAUGCUAUAUUUUUUCCUUUUUAAUAUCUGUUACUUAUUUGCUGUAUGUAUUGGUACAUGUAAUAUCAGAAUUCUUUUACAAAAUGUAUUUUUAAACCAUAAUUAUUAAAAAUGUGACUUUGAUGAUGGCAGUGGUGAAAAUGUUGUGUAGAAAGAUUUUAUGUAAGAAAGUAUUAAAAAUGUAAUCUUACCAGUUUGCAGGCCUAAUGUUUCUCCAUCAAAAUUGUAUACUUUUACCGGAAAAAUGUGAAAAUUCUGAAAUACAAAAUCUUGGUUUCUAGAAUAUUUUUGUUGGACUUUACUAGAAAACAGAUGUGUUCAUCCAGAAUUCUGCUUAUGAAAAGAAUACAUGAAGUAAUGAAAGUAAUUUCAUUUAAAGUGCAAGUAUCCUGCUAGUCCUGUCUUUGACAU